Messenger RNA from Puntigrus tetrazona (Sumatra barb), 7413 nucleotides. It is a transcript of the gene poln, whose product is annotated as polymerase (DNA directed) nu. Bases 289 to 3609 code for a protein of 1106 amino acids. NCBI's taxonomy places the organism in Eukaryota, Metazoa, Chordata, Actinopteri, Cypriniformes, Cyprinidae. Gene Ontology annotation, biological process: DNA-templated DNA replication; double-strand break repair. The record is from RefSeq and is a predicted model, not a curated record. The transcript is spliced from 26 exons. Gene Ontology annotation, molecular function: DNA binding; DNA-directed DNA polymerase activity.
UGUCAAUCAUAUUCAUUGUUUCCUACCGUUUCCUACCGUUUUAUUCACUAAGUCCACUUCUAUAUAUUUUUAUACUGUUUUAAACUGUAUUCAUAUUUUUUUUCCAUCCUCUGAAGCAAAAACAUAGGCUUUUGAAAUUAUUUAUUUGUCGAGGAAGCGCCCACGUCACGUGACGAAAGCAAGCGCGGGCUUAUUGGAAGUGGCACGCGAGGCAGGCAGUGGAACAUCCGAAGCGUUCUGGUUUUCUGUGUACAAGGGUUAAAUCAGACUAGGAGAGCAGCAAAUGAAAUGGAAAGCUACCUCUGCAGCAGUCUGAACACAGCACCUCUCUCUGCAGCUGCACAGAGCAUCAUAGCAGCUCUUCGGGUCCAAUAUGUGCCCAAAACAGACAGAAGUAGAGCUAGCUUAUCUGGUAGAGCGUUUGGACUGUCUCACCAGCAGGCCAAAGAUGACAGAACUCAAGAUUUGUUUGCAGGGAAAAACAGCAUUGGGAGCAAUCAGGCUAGACCAGGCAUAGUGACUGAAGCGGAGAUCCAAAGACUGACCUUCAGGAAGAGGAAUUGGAUUCAACCAGCAAGCCCCUCUGAAAAAGACUCAGUAGGUUGUGAUCAACAUGGGGCACCUCCAGUAAAAAAGUUAAGCUUUGAGCAUCUUGCAUUGCCUAUUACCAACUGUUAUCCAGCGUCUGAAGAAGAAAAGAGUACUGAUAUUGUGGACAAGCAAAAGAGGACUGGAAAUAUAGCGCCAUUUUGGAGUUGUCGAUUGGGUUUGAGAGUAAAAGAUAGCAGUGAUUCUGUUUUUGAAGUCAUCUCAAAUGAGGCCAGAGCUAAACAAGGGUUCAGACAAGUGCAGCAUAUUAGUUUUAUGUCUAAUGUAGAGAAUCCAACAUCUAAGUUUGAGGAUCUGGACAGCAGCCGUUACUGGCAAAAUAGCGAACACUCUGAAUUGUUACUUCCAAUGGAAAGCUAUGUACACGCAGAAAGACAAAGAAUUGCAUCUGUCCUUGAAUGUGUGCACGACACUCCUGUUAGGUCAGGUGAAAUACUGGACUCAGUGGAGGAAAAGGAAGGCAGUGGUUCUGAAAGAAGAGAGAUUACCAAGAGCAGAACAAGUUCUCCCCAGCCAUAUGCAAAUACAAUUCUAAUGCCUGUUGGAGAGAGAGAUGGGAAGGUGGAAUCCUCUACCAAUAAUGGAGUGCAGCACAGUAUCCAGCCCCACUUUCAGGCUGGUGAGAUGACAUCAUUUCCAAAGCAUACUGGGAAAAGGGAACUCUCUGGAGCCUCACAGAAAGCUCCUAACAUCACUUCAUCACAGGAGUUUCGCAAAAAAACACUCAGAGCACUCAGGUUCCCCUCUCAGCUCUUCCACAAGGCAAAAGUAAAGGGCUCAAUAAAACUACUAAAACCAAAACUUCCACAGCCUAACGUUAAGAGGCAGAGACAUCCUCUCAAACCCCUGAAAGAAUUAAAGAGUCAAGAAUGCAAUAAAUCGGAUCACUCCAAAUCCCCCAAGCUCUCUGAUUCAAGCCGAUCAGGACCCAAGCAAAGCAAUGACAUGACUUCAGAAACGGACAGAAAAGAAGAUGGAACCACAGCAACCUCAAAAGGGACCUUUAGUCUGUCCUCUGAUCCCAGGGUGUGUGACUCAAGCCAUCUCUCACAAGAGAAGAGAGAGCGCUUGUUAGAAGAAGCAGGAAAAGUAAAAGCAUUUGUUGUUACUAUGGUAUACCAAGAUGGUACCAUACAAUUGGACCCAGAACAGAAGCUGUACCCUUCAGUGUGUGGCCUGCUGGUUCUGCUAAAGAGGGAUUUGAAUUCAGAGGGACUGCAGCACAGACCACCAGAUAGGGUGCUGUACCUGAGACUAGAGCAGGCACCAGCUUGGGCCCAACAAGACUUUACACAAAAGCAGGAUGCCUUUACCAGAGAGAUGCUCAUGCAGAUGAUGUGUCACACAAAGCCAUUUGUAUGCUUUAAAGCUAAAGACCUGCUUCUCACAGCACUAAAACACUUCAGCAAAGACUUGAGCUGGAAACAAGUGUUGAGGUGUCAUGUGAUGGAUCCUCAGAUUGCAGCGUGGUUGUUAAACCCUGCCGAUUCUGCAACCUGCUUUCAGACCCUGCUUUCCAAACACUACACGUAUUCAGUUGCGUCCACAUCACUGCAACCUGUUCUUGGGCAAGCCAAGGUGACUCAAGUGAUCUCAAACUUGUCUCUUUUAUAUAAUCUAAUGGUGGAACUACAUAACAAGCUUCAGACUCAGGGGCUGUGGCAGCUCUAUUCUGGCGUAGAACAAAAGAUGAUUCCAAUUCUGGCAGUAAUGGAAAGCUAUAAAAUGCAUGUGGACAUAGAGGCCAUGAAAAAUACUUCAGAGUUGCUAGGGUCUAAGCUAAAGCAGUUAGAGCAGGAGGCUCACCAAGCUGCAGGUCAGAAGUUCUUGGUGUCUAGCAGUGCACAACUUAGACUGAUCCUAUUCGACAAGCUGCGUUUGCAUGAACUUUGUGAGAAUAAAAAGCUUCCUAAAACAAUCACGAAACUGCAGUCCACGUCAGAAACAGCACUAUUACAACUACAGAAGCUGCAUCCACUGCCCAAAAUUAUACUUGAAUACAGACAGAUUCACAAAAACAAGACUGCAUUUGUGGAUGGCAUUCUGUCUUGCAUGAACAAGACGUUCAUUUCUUCCACAUGGAAUCAGACAAGUACAGUGAGCGGCAGACUGUCUGCUAAACAUCCUAAUUUUCAAGCUCUUCCAAAGCAGCCACUGCAGAUUUGUAAGGAACAGUACAUCCAAGGAAAGAUCUCUGACAUAGUGACGGUCCAUCCACGUGCCAUGUUCAUUCCACAAGAGGGUUGGACUUUCCUCUCUGCAGAUUUCUGUCAGGUGGAGCUGCGUCUCUUGGCUCACCUGUCAGCUGACCCACAGCUGGUGAGAAUCUUUCAAAACACUGAAGCAGAUGCCUUUACCAUGCUGGCAGCCCAGUGGAAUGGUGUGAGUGAGGACAGAGUUAGCCUAGAGGACAGAGAGCAUGCCAAGUGUAUCGUCUACUCUCUGGUUUAUGGAGCUGGAAGAGAGCGGUUGUCUGGUAUUCUGGGUGUGAGUGCAGUAGAGGCCAGUCGUUUUCAGGACACUUUCCUACAGACAUACAGAGAGGUGCCGGCGUUCAUCCAGCACACCAUCCAGCACUGCCGCAAACACGGUUUUGUCAAGUCCAUAAUGGGAAGGCGCCGUCCCCUUCCUCAUAUUCACUCCACUGACUGGAGCCUUCGGAACCAAGCAGAGAGACAGGCUGUCAACUUUGUACUACAAGGCUCAGCUGCAGACCUAGCCAAAAUGGCAAUGAUCAAAAUCUGCUCUCAAGUGGCUUCUGCCUCUUACACUGCCAGGCUGGUGGCUCAAAUCCAUGAUGAGCUGCUGUUUGAAGUGGAGAUCUCACAGUUGGAGCAGUUUGCUGUGUUGGUGAAGAAGACCAUGGAAUCUCUUCAGCGCAUUGAAAAUUUGGGAGUGAAUCUCUCUGUGCCCCUCAAAGUCUCAUUGUCCACAGGACCAUCAUGGGGUUCACUGUGCGACAUGAACCUCCCCUGCAGCACUACAGCUACUUCUCUCUGAGUCUCCCGCUCUUCCUCUCCAUCCCGUAACUAUGGUAACCGGGCAGCUGCAGUUCCCAAUUCUUGUUUCUCGUUGAUGUAUCUGAGGGCAAUGGUAGGAGCAAGCUGGAUCGUACCAGUUCUUUUGGGGGGUGGGGGCUUCUCUUGAUUCAUUUUUAUCCUUUUACUGUUUGAUUCAGUUCUUCUUCUCCCUGUUAGAAGCUAGUAUGAAAAUUGAAAUGGCUAUUAAAUCUGGGUUUUUUGUUCAUUUACACUGUUUCUACAUCUUAUGUUGACAUGCUUUUCACAAAUAAGAAAUAGGGGGCCUUUGACAUAAAAACAACUUAAUUUCAUACGUUUUAUUUGGUUUUUGAGCUUGUGGUGCUGCUAUCUGCUGUAAUGAAACGUCUGUCUCCUGAUGAAUAUUAAUAAACUCAGUCCUCAUUUAGUGAGUCUCGCUCACUCCAUUUUAGACCUGUUAAUCUGAUCUCUUCCGCUUUCACGGCACCUUGCAACUCACUUAGCAGCAACCCACUGGCCUUUCGCUGUAUCUCUGUCUCAUGUGUACACAGUCCACAUACACACUGACCCAGAUUUUCAGUGUCCGUCUGUGGCGUUAUGUCUUCUGUGCCCCCUCGCAAUACACUCUUAUCAAUACAAACACCCUUGAAAAAUCUUUCAGUCGUGGUUCUUGUUGCUGUUGUGUUUUCACAGGCGGUAACGGCACAGAUGGCUAUAGCCCCCUCUGAAUGUCAUGAUAUCCCUGAAAGCCUAUUCUUAAAGGUCUGGUGCUGAAAGUAGAAACAUAUUACCCUGCUAGGUCAUGAUCUGUCUGUUCUCUUAAAGUCAUUAAUUAAUGCUCAGCAUCACUGAGAUUUGGUAUAAGAGAAGAUCCUUUAGGAUGUGUAAUGGGGGGUCAGUAAUGAGAUUAGUGGUAUGUUUUAAACAAAUUAUUGAGUGUUCCAUAUUACUUAAGGCCAAGGACUGUAAUACAGUGGGCCUGUUUACAUUUGGUCACUUAAUGCAUUUUCUCUGAUCAGAUAUCUGAUUUAUUAAAACUGUAUCAAUUAUUUACGCUUCGCCUCCUAAAAGUGUCUUUGCAAAAUGGAUCCAUAUCCAUUCCUUAAUUCCCUACGCUAUAUGUAAAUUAAACAAAUUUAACAAAAGUUCACAUCAACAAAAGCAGAUAUUUUUAUUCACCACCAAGGCCUAAACAACAAAAUGAAGAUAAUGUGUGUUGAGCAUCUAAGUCUUUAUUUUUUUUAGUUUGUGCUCUGGUUUGCUAAAGAAAUACUCAGCUACUUAUCUGUAGCGACUGUAUUAGUUGUAUUAGUGCUGUCACAUCUGGCUAUGACAUAUUAUAUGUCCUGUAACACAGCUCUCAUACGUUUAUUAUUUUAAUAUUUUGUGAUUAGUAAAAUUUGCAUGUGUAACAGCCAGAUGCAUUUCCAUUUUACACUAAACGGUUUGAGCGAUCAAGACCGUCUCUGAAGCUUUUCAGAGAGCAUUUCACCUGGUCUUUUUUAGGAUCGGAUAGCUAUUGGAUCAGAGAAAACGCAAUGAAGUGACUAGGUAUAAACAGGCCCAAAGUUCUGACUUUGUUUUGACUGAAAUCAAAGGUCUCUUCAAAGACCACUGCUGUCGAUUCACGUUUCAAACUAUAUUGCCAUAGGAUAAGGUAAGCAAUAGUUUUGCCCUAAUUCAACUAGUUUGUAACUUUUGUGUGUGCAUUUGUUGCUUUUAAAACUUGUUCAGACACACAUGUACAAGCUUUAUGAAUCGUUCCUUUAAUUGAUACAGUAUGUACAUCCUUUUCUUUCAUAAAUCAGGAAAACUUUUCUUUACAUCUUUACAAAGUUCCUGUGUACUGAGGAAAUGAAAGAAAAGGGGGGUAACUUAAACAGCAGUUUAAAAUAAACUCCAAAGGAAACUCAGGCAGUACAAUGAUUUCAGACUCAAAGAACCAGGUGAUCACUGCAACCAAACAGGCAGAGCAAGGUCAGAUUCACCAUAAUGAAACCCUCAAGCUCAGUUCUACUCAUCCCUCAUUAUUAUACUAGACUCGGCCCCAUUUGUGGCUCCUGACCCUGCCUCCAUGUAUGGCUGCAUAUCAUUUCCCUGCUGUGCUUUGUGUGGGCUUGUUUCUAUAGUAACAGGCAGCCAAUGACUGAAAUGUGACCACGCUGACAUAAAUGGGGCAAGUAAUACCAACUUACUCCAGAAAUUGUAAACAUGAGCAAAGAAAAAGUGUUACUGCCAACAUGUGAAGUUAUCUUUUAAGUGCCAUACAUUUCCAAAGUAUUUCCAGGGAUUUACCCGUAAAUUAGCAGUAAUUUACAAUAAUUAGUAACCCACCAGCACUUUACAAUGCUUCUAAAAGCCCAUAAUAAGUCCUUAGAGGAUACAGGGUCUCUGAAAGUUGCUAUUGCUCUGACUGGCACAAACAUAAGCUGAUUGUAUAGUUAGAAUUGUGUCUCAGUUUGCAGUUGUUUCCCAAAGUGUAUUGUUGUUGUUUUUUUCUUUUUUGUAAACAUCUUAGUUAUAUUCAUAUAGUUUCUGUUACAAAAUGAUCAUAAAAUGUCCCCAAAUGCUAUUUACAGUAAAUUACACUUUACAGCUUUACACAUAUUAAAAUGUUAAUAAAAAAGGUUAAUUGUUUUUUAUUUCAAGAAAAAUCAUAAAAGCUUUAUUAAUAUGAACCUGUGCGUAUUGCGCCAUUUGUAAAACUGGUUGCGUGGUUUAGAUUUCUCAUGUUUUGAUCAUUGUCACAGAUUUUUGGAGACUGUACUCCUUGUGAAUCAGGAGACAGUGGAUAUUUGAGACUGAUCAAUCGUGGUUCAGAGCUUGGCGCAACUUUCAGAGGCCCAUGACACCCAGUCACAAAGGUUUUUUACUUAUUUUUGCAGGCGUCACAUCAGUACAACAUAAACACCGUAAACUGAAGAAUUCAAGAUGCAAGUAAACAUGUUAGUUGUAAUUAGAAUCGAGAAAAUAUAAAACAUAAUGAGAAUAUACAAAAAAAUAAAAUUCACAUUCACACCUUGUCAGGCCUUGGCUUGCCUGUGGUGAUGUUGCUGUGCCAAUACUAAUAACAUCUGAGCGACUGUCACCAGUAAAGUAUGAGGGAUUGAACAUCAAUGCAGCAUUUUAACAUUUUUAUAAUCUCAUGGAUCUUAUGUGUUAUUUUUUUUCAACUGUGAUUCUUUGUAUUAUUGCUUGAUAAAAUGGCACAUAGGCUUGAUUUCCAAAUGAAUUCUACAAAGAAGAGUUGUGACAACAUCUUAAAAGACAAACGGCAAAAGAAAUGUAAUGAAAUACAGCAAAUAUCUCGACUUUGGCAAUCAUGAAUUCAAAAAAAUACUGUUAAUGCAUUGUAGUGGAUCGUAGAUAAGCGUACGAGACAAACUUAUUUAGAAAAAGAAAAUAACCAUACAAUUGUGCAACAAGUGCCACUAACUCCUUGCCACUUGAAGCCACAAUUAAGGGAGUGCUUUCAAACUAGAAAAUAAAGGGAGAAGGGAGCAGCUCCACACUUUGAUGCAUUGGCUUGAUCCAUGCAUCACCUAAAGGGUGUCAGUGAUGAAGCAGGUCCAUCUACCAUUGUGGAUUUUCUCGGACUCCCUUCUCCUCCGUUAAGUCAAACAUUCUUAGCAGCCAUCUCUUUCAUGCAGGUUACCAAGGUCAGUCUGAAUGCCUUAUCCUCAACUGUUCUUUCAAACGAACACUAGAAAUGUAUAUACAAAGAAUGCACUUUAUUUCUGUGUUGUUGUUGUUGUUUUUUUUUUUUUUUUUUUUUUUUUUUUUUUAAGACUUGGGUAAAACCCCA